Molecule: messenger RNA, 1659 nt
Organism: Pyricularia grisea
Lineage: Eukaryota; Fungi; Ascomycota; Sordariomycetes; Magnaporthales; Pyriculariaceae
Exons: 3
Coding region: 1-1659 (552 amino acids)
Biological process (GO): protein N-linked glycosylation; nucleoside diphosphate catabolic process
Cellular component (GO): membrane; Golgi apparatus
Molecular function (GO): UDP phosphatase activity; GDP phosphatase activity
Source: RefSeq, a predicted model, not a curated record
AUGAGGAGAACAUCGGUAUCGCUGCCGACAAACAACAAAGUCGCCCGCGACCCAUACGAGAAACGCGCACGUUACGAGGCCAACCAGCGAGAGGUCGGCCUUUUCGAGAAGAUCACCGAGGCCAUGUCGCAGGCUAGGCAGACUCGGUGGUUCAAGACCAUCGCCGUUCUGGUCGUCAUUUUGUUUCUUUUCUUCUUCCUGUCACCCUCGGGAGGAGUUGACCUGUACAAGAGUGGAGUUCCCUCAGCUACUAGCCCCAAUUCAGGACAGGCCCCCGCCGACGCCUCUUAUGGCACCGACAAGUGCACUCGAUCCUUCUCCAAGGACAAGCCCAUCGUCCAAUAUGUUCUCAUGAUCGACGCCGGCAGCACCGGCUCGCGCAUCCACGUCUACAAGUUCAACAACUGCGGCGCCGCCCCAGAGCUCGAGAACGAGCUCUUCAAGCAGACCGAGAAGCGCGAGGGCGGCAGCGGCCUGAGCGCCUACCCCGAUGACCCCGAGGCUGCCGCAAAGUCGCUCGACCCUCUCAUGGAAGCGGCUGUGAAGGAGGUCCCCGAGAAGCUCCGAUCCUGCACUCCGGUCGCCGUCAAAGCCACGGCGGGUCUGCGCCUGCUCGGCGACGUCAAGAGCGGCAAGAUCCUCGAGGCCGUCCGCCGCCACCUCGAGAACGACUACCCCUUCCCGGUGGUGGCCGACCAGUCUGGCGUCUCUAUCAUGGACGGCAAGGAUGAGGCCAUCUAUGCCUGGGUCACCGUCAACUACCUGCUCGGCAAGAUCGGCGGCCCCGACAAGAGCGAGACGGCCGCCGUCCUCGACCUCGGUGGCGGCUCCACACAGAUCGUCUUCGAGCCGACCUUCAAGGACGCCCCCAACGGCGGCAUGCCCGCCAAGCUGGCCGAGGGCGACCACAAGUACGAGCUGCAGUUUGGCGGCCGCAAGUUCGAGCUCUACCAGCACAGCCACCUGGGCUACGGCCUGAUGAGCGCCCGCGAGGCCAUCUUCAAGGCCCUGAUCGACGAGAUCUACUCGUCCAAGAAGGGCGACAAGUCGUGGCUCAACGCCCCCGUCGUCAACCCCUGCUUCGGCGCCGGCAUGGCCAAGACCAUCAAGGUCAAGUUUGGCGAAGGCCACCCGCUCGGCAAGGAGAUGGAGAUCAACAUGACGGGGCCCAAGUCCGGAGCGCCCGCCCAGUGCCGUGCCCUGGCCGAGAAGAUUCUCAAGAAGGACGCCGAGUGCAAGCUCGCCCCUUGCUCCUUCAACGGCGUCCACCAGCCCUCCAUCGCAAAGACCUUUGCCAAGGAGGACAUGUACUUCCUGUCCUACUUUACCGACCGCGCCGAGGCCCUCGGCAUGCCCGAGUCCUUCUCGCUCAAGGAGAUGCGCGACCUCGCCGAGCAGGUCUGCGGCGGCAAGGAGUCCUGGGGCGUCUUCUCGGGCGUCAAGGGCGCCCUCGAGGAGCUCGAGGGUCGCCCCGAGUACUGCCUCGACCUCAACUUCAUGCUCGCCCUCGUCCACACCGGAUACGAGAUGCCCAUUGACCGUGAGGUCAAGGUCGCCAAGAAGAUCAAGGGCAAUGAGCUUGGCUGGUGCCUGGGAGCUAGUCUUCCAUUGCUCGCCACGGGAUCCGGAUGGACCUGCAAGAUUGCCGAAGUCCACUGA